This is a messenger RNA of Calliphora vicina (urban bluebottle blowfly), 651 nucleotides long. RefSeq lists its product as uncharacterized. The record is from RefSeq and is a predicted model, not a curated record. Bases 1 to 651 code for a protein of 216 amino acids. The transcript has a single exon. Lineage: Eukaryota; Metazoa; Arthropoda; Insecta; Diptera; Calliphoridae.
AUGUCUGCGCAAAAGAGAAGAUUGCUAUGGGGCAAUAGCCCUAAAUUCAAGGUGCCUAAAACGUUUGAUGGCCCCAGCACAAGUACCAACAGAUUUCAUAUUUUAUAUGAAGAAGAAGAAGAAGCAGUUGCAAUUAAGGAGAAAAUUCCUCCUAUUAUUGUGGAUUCAGCCCACAGUUUUUCAACUGUCGUUGGAAUAAUCGGAGACAAGUAUUCUUAUAAACGUAUGUCUAUCGGGACAAAAAUUUUAUCCAACUCGUUAUCGCUGUACAACGAUGCAUUGAAUACACUGAAGGAGAGGAAAUUCCAGUUUACACACGAAUUGAAGUUUGGCCUACCAAAGCUGGACUCGAAUGUAAUCGGCGACGAGUUUGUCAGCUCUCACAAUAUAAAACCGGUAAGCGUAAAAGAAUUGGAAACUAAAAGAUCCACUGUUGAUGACGCGAUUUAUCUAAUUGAAUUUGACCGUCAGCAUGUUUCUAAAAGGGAGAUCAUGAAGAUUAGAUAUUUCUCUAAUAUUGCUGUAUAUUGGAGAAAACCGCUAAAGGGCAACAAAGGUCCCACUCAAUGCGCCAAGUGUGCUAUGUAUGGUCACGGAGCUAAGAAUUGCAAUCUGUGCAGGAAACCACGAUUAUGCAGUAUGUUCCCUUAA